This is a messenger RNA of Phragmites australis (common reed), 693 nucleotides long. RefSeq lists its product as uncharacterized. The record is from RefSeq and is a predicted model, not a curated record. The coding region runs from base 215 to 571 and encodes 118 amino acids. The transcript has 3 exons. NCBI's taxonomy places the organism in Eukaryota, Viridiplantae, Streptophyta, Magnoliopsida, Poales, Poaceae.
CUGGUUGUGCCGACGAGUAACGCUUCUCUGGUGAAGCGGUGAUGUGCUUUUGAGCAGCACCCUCCUUGUGUCCGACAACCGGAUCAGCACAGCACAGGACUCUUGCCGUGUUCCUUGCGACUCCGUGGCUACCGCUUGAAAAGUUGAGAUAGUAGUCUCAGAUCCUCGUAUACAUAGGCAUCAUACAUAUCUGGUUGUUUCUUGCCAAGGCGAAAUGGAGAGAGGCGAGAGGCAGAAGGUGGAUCCAGUGCCCAACGAGGCAGAGAGGAGGCAGCUCAAGGCCCGGCGGGACUAUGAGAUCGUCACUGAACAGUUCUGGCCACUUAUGGAGAAGAUCGAUGAAUGGCUGGAGCAGCACAGAGCACCUGAAGGCCUGGAAGAGACACAGGCUUCUGACGUCGAGGAUGGCGCCUCACCUGUGCAAACUCCCUCUGAAGGGCUGGCGGACACCAUCCGGAGGUUCCUGCGAGAGCUCGAUGGGAGCGACGAGGCAAGCGGGAGCGGCCAGGCCACCUAUCAAAAGCCCGAGGUUGCCCCCACCGAUCCGAAGACCGAGGCUUCUCCCCCUUGAGAAAUUAUGCAUGUGGUGCAACGCGACUAAUAUAAACCAUGACAAACCCUCGCAGGAUGCAGCAACUACAAUGCAAGAAGCUCAUUUCGUUUUGUUUUAGGUUUUUCGGUUGCGAGCUGUAG